GGCCACCACGGCGGCAACCACCACAACAAUGCCGGCGGUGCCAUGACCCCCGGCCACCACCGUGGCGGCCACCAUGCUCCGACUGAGGCACCCAACGUCCCUACCAGCGAGCCCACCAUGCCGACCGAGGCGCCUGUGCCUCCAACUGAGGCCCCCUCGGAGCCCGUCGACGUGCCGGGCACCCUGGCCCGGGUGUGGUCGGCCCUGGCCCAGGACAGCCUGCGCGCCACCGACGCCACCACCGGCCGCCACCCGAUCAGCCACCUGGCCGGGCUUGGCGACCAGCUGGCUGGGCUGCUUGAGCGUCAGCUGAAGGCCGAGGAUGCCGCCACCCCCGGGAUCAUGGGCCAGGAGGAGCAGGAACAGCUCCAACUCCUGUCCAUGCGCGUGCUGCUGCUUUCGUCCAAUGGAGGCUCCGGCACCGGGGCCGGCGGCGUGCCGAUUGCCGCCGGCCGGUCUACCGAGCCGGCUCUCGAGCGGGCCCUCAUCGAGACCCUCGCUCGGAAGCGCGCUGCCCGGGCCCUUGCCCAGGCCCCCGGGUCGAUGCGCGGCCCGAUGCCCCCGCCGCAAAGCAAGCUCCCGCCCGGAGUCAAGCUCCCCCCGGGCGUCAAGAUCCCCAGCCAGCUGCCCAAGGACUUCCCCAAGGAGCUGCCGGAGGAAAUGCCCACCUGGCCCCCGGGCCGGCCCAAGCCCACCAUGCCGGAGGAGAUGCCCACCUGGCCCCCGGGCCGGCCCAAGCCCACCAUGCCCCCGGGGGUCAAGGUCCCGGAUUGGGUCCAUGAUCUGCCGGUCCCCUCGGGCUGGCCGAAGCCCGGCGCCGCCGGGGCCCCGGACUACACCGACCCCAAUGUGCCCUUCCCCAUGCCCACCUGGGGAGAUGGUGAUGGUGAUGACGGCCUGCAUGCCACCGCCACGGCCGAGGAGUGCCCGGCCCCGGAGGUCGGCACCCUGGCCGACCAGAUGCUGGCCAGCCGGGCCGCUGCCUUCACUUUCAUGAACCAGGCCGUGGAUUAUGUCAUGGCCCACCGCCUGCCCUGGAUGUACCAGGAGACCCAGCAAACGGCCGACCAUUUGCGCCAAGAUGGCCUCGUGCUCGGGAAGUUCCUGUGCCAGCUCUUCCCGCCGCUGCCGACCCUGCCGCCGCUGCCGACCCUGCCGACCCUCCGGCCGCGCAUUGGCCCGACCGAGCCGCCGACCCCGCCGCCCCGCUUCCGGCCCUUCCAGCCGACCCCGGCCCCGACGCAGCCGCCCCGGCCGCGCUUCGGCCCCGGCUCCCGCUGGCCCACCACCAACCAGGACGCACCGGAGGCCACCACGGCCGAUGACCAGCAGCCCGGCCUGGAUCCGCGCCAGCUGGCCCGGCCGAUGCUGCGUGCCAUCCGCCAGCGCGUCGGCCAGGGUGGCCUGACCGCCACCGAGAUCGACGCCCUGACCCUGGUGGCCGAGACGGCCGCCCGGGUGGGCGAGCAGCGUGUCGCCCGCAUGGCUCGCAUGGCCCUGGACUAUGCCCUGGUCGAGCGCAUGGCCGGCGGCCGGUUCAUGUCGGUCGCCGACCCGGCCCCGGGUGAUGCGGUGGCCUGGCUGGUGGGCGGGGCGGCCACCGUGGCCGAUUGCGGUGCCUCCUCCGUCGGCGCCGGCACCCAUGCCCCGGGCGAGACGGCCUCCUGCCUGCUGGAUGUGGAUGCGGUGCGCGUGGGCUCCGACUCGCUGGCCAUCGCCCUGGCCCAGCGGGCCGGCGUCUACUGCCCCUCCAGCGACGUGCUGGCGGCCAUCGCGGCCAGCGCUCGCAGCACCGGGGCCUCGGUGGUCUUCGCGUCGUCCCGGCGCCAGGACACCAACCCCAGCGGCGUGUCGGUCCUGGACCCGGCCGCCGUCGGGCCAGCCACCUCGGCCGCGGCCAUCUUCCUGCCGCAGAGCUACGCCAUCGAUGCCUAUGUCCUGGGCAAUGAGAAUGCCGCGGCCGAGGUCGUGGUGGCCGGCGACUCGGUCCAGUCGUUCGCCCAGCUGCUGGACUCGGCCGCCGCCGUGGAUGGCGCCCUGCGUCGACUGGACCACGAUGUGUGGGCCCAGAAGGCCGACAAUGAGCAGUAUGCCGCCAUGCAAGCCAUGCUGACGGUGGCUGGCUCCGGCAACACCGGGGCCGGCAAUGCCCAAGCUGUGCCGAUCUCCCCGGCUGCGCGGUUCCUCUCCGAGCAGAUGAAGGGCCUGCGCCUGGUGUCGGAAAACCUGUCGGCCCUGGUGCGCCUCGGGGCGCAGCGCCUGCAGCGCGUCGGCCAGGGGGCCGAGGAGGCGGCCUGCCCGCCGUCGCCGCCCCCGGCAUCGGCCAAGGCCGGAGCCAACAACCCCGGCAACAAGGACACCGCCCCGCCGCCGAGCGCCGGGCGCCUGCUGGACAGCGGCAGCGUCAGCACCUUCCGUGCGGACAGCGUGCGCAUCCAAUCCCCCGCCUACGAGGCAUCCCAGCGGGUGCCGGUGCUGGCCGGGGUCCUGGUGGCCGCGCAGUUGGGCGACCGUGCGCGUGGCUUCGCCGACGUGGCCCUCCUGCAGCAGGUGGCCUCGGCCCAGCAGGCCGCCUGCCCCGGCAACAAGGGUGGCAAUGGCGGGGGCGACCCUGACAAUGGUGCCACCGACCCGCCGGCCGCUCGGACCCUCAUCGAGCAGCAGGGCCGCGUGGUGCGCGUCCUGACCGGCGUCGAUGCCGACACCCUGGCCGAGGGAGUCCUGGCCGGGGCGGACGUGGCUUCCGCCGCUCGCGCGGGGGAGGCCGCCGACCGGGUGCAUGUCCUCCCCUCGAUGGAGGGCCUGCUCCGGAGCCUGGUCGAGGGUGCGGCCGAAACCCUGCCCGGGAGCACCGCCUCCGCGGCCGCCACCAAGAAGCAGGCCACCACCAAGGACAUGGUCGAUGAGACCCUGGCCGAGCUGAAUGCCUGCCCGGGCCACGGUGGCGGAGACACGCCGCCGCCCUCGCCGCCGCCGGCCAAGCUGCUCCUGCACUUGAACACGGCCGAUCUGGACGAGUUCACCAUCGACCACUCGUCGGUGGCCGUGCUCAAUGGCUGGGCCCUGGUGCGCAAGGGCGACGGUUACCUGGCCAUCUUUGCCGAUGGCGGCCUCGUCCGCAAUGAGGAUGGCCUGUUCGAAGCGGCCAACGGCGAGGACAGCAGCCUGCAGACGUGGCUCAUCGUGGCCGGGUCGCGCGUGCUGGAUGGCAGCUAUGCGGCCUUCACCGAUCGGGUGGCCAGCCUGGCGGCCGAGAGUGCGGCCGCCGGGGCUCGCGCCGCGGCCACCCGCCGCACCGACCUGCCCAACCUGCCGGCCCUGCGGAUCUCCCGCCAGCAGACCGAGCAGACCAAGUGCCUGCGUGACAACAAGUGCAUCUCGGUGCUCGAGCCGCUUGCGGCCCUGCUCCGGUGCACGGUGCCCAUUCCCCUGGUCAACCCGAUGCCCCCGUGCCCGAUGCGCCUGAAUGUCACCAUGCUCGAGGAGUGCAUCAUCAAUUGCCAGAGCCGCUUCGAGCGUUUGGCCAUGCUGGACUUCGCCUGCCGGGCCAACUGCUUCCGCAUUUCGACCAUCGAUGAGGCGGUCGUGCGCGUCAGUGACCUGGAGCGCAUGGCCGAGGAGCGCCAAAUGGAGAUGGACCGCUUCCUGGCCGGCGAGUCGACCGGGUCGGCGCUGAGCCAGACCGAGGCAGAUCGCGCCCGGGCUGUCGGCCGUGUGUACCAGCAUCUGGUGGACGCCUUCGGCAGUGGGGCCAACGCGAAUGCGUCGGCCGCGCUCGGUGUCGGGUCCGGCCGUGUCCGUGUCAGCUCCAAUGUUGGUCGUGCGGCCGCCGGCACGCGGAAGGCCUCUUCCGCCGGGGCUGCUGCGGGUGCCUCGGCCACGGCGGCCGGCCUCGACCAGGCCGUCGAGGCCAUGUUCGAGUGCCCCGCGUCCAAGCCGACCGACGCGCCUCCUCCCCCGGCGGCCAAGACCAUCGGCCAGCGUGGCGCCGCCGCCGCCGCCGCGACCGAUACCAUUGCUGACCAGGGCAACUUCGUGACGCGCUCCUGGCGCUCGAUCCUCAAGAGCACCCUCGGCACCACCGACCAGCAGCAGCAGCAGCAGCAGCAGCAGCAGCAGCAGCAGCAGCAGGCCCAGCAGCAGCGCCAGGGUGCCCCUGUGGCGCCGCUGUCGGAGGGCGGGCGCCUGGUCCUGGACUUUGGUCGUGUCUAAAAGGCAAGCAGAGAUGCCCUUAGGGGGGGGGAUGUACGUAGGUGAUGCCGCCUCGGGUGUCAACGUAUGAACGAGCAAAUGUGCACGCCCAUGCGCAAGCAUGUGCAUGCUCCUAUUCUCCGUGUCCAGCGGCCGGCCGGCCGGCAGGCGGGGAAGCAGGUUGGCUACCACAUGCCCGCCGGCUCUCGGCCCCCGGGGCGCCCCUCCCCGGUGCACCGGCCGCGCCUUGUUUUAGCUUCGUUUUCUUUUCCUCGAAUUUCUUUCCCGUUCCAUUGUUUUUCUCCCUCUUUUGCGCCCUGCGUGCAUACCUCCGGUGUGGUGUGGAGGGCAUGUGCGCGCGUGGGUGCCUGUGUGUCGUUCCUCUCGAAAGUCCGAGAGCCCGAAUAAACAGCUUAGUUACCGAGCAGAUAGUCGCCCAUAAUGCCAGCGAAAGGGGAGGGGGAGGGGGAGGGGGCGCCAGAUGUGGUGCUCCAGCCAGGAAGAGGGGGCACGGGUGGGGGGUGGCGGAAAGGGCACAUCAAGGGCGACGACCCACGGGAGGAGAUCGCGGAAAGGGGGAGGGAGGGGGAAUAAAG
Molecule: messenger RNA, 4787 nt
Organism: Fonticula alba
Lineage: Eukaryota; Rotosphaerida; Fonticulaceae
Exons: 1
Coding region: 43-4212 (1389 amino acids)
Source: RefSeq, a predicted model, not a curated record